Molecule: messenger RNA, 723 nt
Organism: Arachis stenosperma
Lineage: Eukaryota; Viridiplantae; Streptophyta; Magnoliopsida; Fabales; Fabaceae
Product: increased DNA methylation 1-like
Exons: 2
Coding region: 253-723 (156 amino acids)
Source: RefSeq, a predicted model, not a curated record
UUUGUGCAGAGGUUCUGACUUCAGCAGAUCAGGAUUUGGUCCACGCAGAAUAAUAUUCUGUGAUCAGUGUGAAAAGAAAUACCAUGUUGGUUGUUUGAGGGAUCAUAAGAUGGCAUUUUUAAAGGAGUUGCCAGAAGGGAUUUGGAUUUGCUGCAAUGAUUGCACAAGGAUACAUUCUAUUUUGGAGAACAUCCUGUUAGGGGGGCUGAGAGACUUCCGGAAUCUCUCUUGGAUGUAAUAAAGGCUGUGUCAAUGUUUCACGAAUGUUUUGAUGCUAUUAUUGAUCCAAUUAGUGGAAGUGAUCUUAUUCCUGCCAUGGUUUAUGGAAGGAGUGUACAGACUCGGGAUUUUGGAGGAUUUUAUUGUGCAUUAUUAAUGGUCAAUUCAUGUGUGGUAUCUGCGGCUAUGCUUCGAGUUUUUGGGAGAGAUGUUGCUGAGCUGCCUUUAGUUGCAACGUGUUAUAAGAACCGUGGAAAGAGUUAUUUCCAAAUGCUGUUCUCUUGCAUUGAGAGGCUGUUGGCUUUCUUGAAUGUGAAGAACUUUGUUCUACCAGCUGCUGAGGAAGCAAUAUCUAUAUGGACCGAUAAAUUUGGGUUUAGCCUGAUGAAACCUGAGCAGCUUAGCAAUUAUAGAAAGACCUUCGGUCAGAUGAUGGCAUUCAAAGGGACAAUUAUGCUCGAAAAACCGGUUCCAUCAUGUCGGAUCGUCAAUACUCGAUCCUGA